This is a messenger RNA of Drosophila subobscura, 1804 nucleotides long. RefSeq names its product solute carrier organic anion transporter family member 74D-like. Gene Ontology annotation, biological process: sodium-independent organic anion transport; transmembrane transport. NCBI's taxonomy places the organism in Eukaryota, Metazoa, Arthropoda, Insecta, Diptera, Drosophilidae. Gene Ontology annotation, cellular component: membrane. The transcript is spliced from 5 exons. The coding region runs from base 148 to 1779 and encodes 543 amino acids. The record is from RefSeq and is a predicted model, not a curated record.
CCCACAAAGAUCACCGGAGUCAUUUCGGUGGGAAAUGAUAUAAGCACAGUUUUCUCAUCGGCCUUCCUAGCUUACUACGCCGGUCGGGGACAUCGACCGCGAUGGAUAGCCUUUGGUCUUGUUAUUUUGGCGGUAUUCUGCCUGCUCAUGCUCUCCCCGCAGUUAAUCUAUGGACCUGGAGAGGACGCCCUGAGGCUGACAAGAGAAUAUGGGGAGUCCAUCGUUCAUACUCUUAAUGGAACUAAACGGGAUGAAGCUCUUUGCCAGAAGGAUAAGCCCAGUUGCUUGGAGGACCACGCUCCUAGCGACUUUAUGCCGAUUAUGAUAUUCUUCUUGGCGCAGUUUGUCUGUGGCAUUGGAUGCUCCUUGUUUUAUACUCUGGGCCUAUCCUACAUGGAUGACAACUCCAAGAAGUCGAAGUCCCCAGCCAUGAUAAGUUGGUCGGCUUUCCUGCGAAUGCUGGGACCGGCCAUCGGAUAUUCGUUGGCCUCGGUUUGCCUUCGUCUAUACAUCGAUCCCUUCAAAGAGCCGUUGAUUAGCAAAGAGGAUCCUCGCUGGAUAGGGGCGUGGUGGUUGGGAUGGAUUCUUUUGACCGUAAUCCUGUUGAUCUCAGCAUUCUUUGUCGGCCUGUUUCCUAAGGAGAUGCCCAGGGCCAGAGCCAGGCGUUUAAAGGCCGCCACUGGCACCGAGGUGGAGUCGCCACUGGCGGAGCGCUCUUUUAAGGACAUGGUGCAAGUCAUGAAAAGAUUGUCGGUCAACAAGGUGUACAUCUACAAAACAAUCGGCUCCAAUCUGUACUUCUUCGGGUACAUUCCCUACUGGAUAUUCACCCCCAAGUAUAUCGAGAUCCAGUUCAGGCAGAGUGCAGCCAUGGCCAACAUGGCCACCGGAACUGUGGCAUUAGGAUUCUCUGCCGCAGGAAUCCUCAUUUCCGGCUAUGUAGUAUCAAAAUUUAAGCCAAGUGCUCGGGCCAUGGCUGCCUGGAACUGUGUCGUUGACUAUCUGACGGUGGCCGGGAUCAUAUGCUACAUACUCAUUGGCUGUGAACCGAGCGACAGGAUGAACUCCCUGGCCACACUCUCCGCCGGCGACAGCUGCAGUCUAUCUUGUCACUGUGAUUACGUGCACUUCGCUCCCGUCUGCAGUCCGGCAAACGAAACUUUUAUAUCUGCCUGCCAUGCUGGAUGCUCGGAGAAGUUGACGGAUGAUCAAGGACGAACCACGUACACUGGCUGCAAGUGCAUUUCCUCCUCCCUCUCUCCUAACCUGACUGUCCCUGAUGAGAACCAAUUUGCCUCUGACGGAGUCUGUCCAGUCGACUGUUACGACCAGUUCCUCAUCUACCUGGCCGUCAUGUGCCUGCUAAAGUUCGUUGGGGCCACUGGGCGUUCGACUGAUCUGCUACUGGUCCUUCGCUGUGUUCCGGCUGAGGACAAGACCAUUGCGCUGGGCAUUGGCAGCAUGCUCUUCUCCGUUAUGAGCUUCAUCCCAAGUCCCAUUGUGUUCGGCUGGAUCCUGGACAGCUAUUGUCUGGUCUGGGGCAAGACCUGCAGCACAAAGGGAAACUGCUGGCUCUACGAUACCAGCUCUUUGAGGUACACAAUGAAUCUCGUGUCCGCAACGCUCAUUUUAGUCGGUAGCUUCUGGCACAUUGCCGUCUGGUAUUAUGCCAAGGAUAUCAAAAUCUUCGACGAUGAGGAGGUAUCAAAAAAUCCACAAAAGGAGGAACAAGAACUAACCGAGCUGAUGGAAAAACCUAGUAAAAAUGAUAAGAAUUGAGACAAAAGUAAAUAUACCCAAGAGG